Messenger RNA from Myotis brandtii (Brandt's bat), 2896 nucleotides. It is a transcript of the gene TSGA10IP, whose product is annotated as testis specific, 10 interacting protein. The record is from RefSeq and is a predicted model, not a curated record. Gene Ontology annotation, biological process: cilium organization. Lineage: Eukaryota; Metazoa; Chordata; Mammalia; Chiroptera; Vespertilionidae. The transcript is spliced from 8 exons. The coding region runs from base 1264 to 2868 and encodes 534 amino acids. Gene Ontology annotation, cellular component: cilium; ciliary basal body; photoreceptor connecting cilium.
CAUAUCUUUGGGUGAGAAUUUUUAAAAAGUUUAUGUUGCUUAGAGCCAGCAAAUUUGCUUAUAGGAACUUAGGUUUCAGAAAUGCCCAAUGUGCAACAGCUCAUUUACAAGGUUGUCACUGUGGCCACGUGUGUAGCAGUGAAGCUGGCGGAAGCCGUGUGCAUAUUUGACGGUAGGGGAUGGGUUUAGUACAUUAUGCUGGUCAGACUAUAACACUCAAUGAUGGUGGCUCUGCAUGUAUGGCAUGGAAGGCUGGGCAGAACAUACUAUUAAGCAGAACAAGUAUGAUCUCGUUUUUGUAGAGAAAUUAUAUACAGUCAUGUGUCGCGUAACGACGGGGAUAUGUUCCAAGAAAUACUUCAUUAGGUGAUUUCUGUCAUCGUCGGAACAUCUUAGGGUGCUUACACAAACGCAGGUGGCCUAGUCCGCUACACACCUAGGCUAUGUAGCGCUUCCUGCUCCUAGGUUGCAAGCCUGUACAGCACAUCACUGUGCAAAACAGCAUGAGAUUAAAUAAACACCGGAGAGACUGAUGCUGCGGUCAUAGAGCUGAUGACAGGCCGCCAGGGCCUCGGGUUGGCACCCUAUUCCCAUGCUGCUGGUGGCAGCGCACUGCCAGGUGUCCUACGGGAUUUACCAUGUCAAGGCUUUUCGGUGCUGCUUGGAAGCUUGAGGCAGGAUUGAAAUGCUCUAACGCCCCGCAGAGCUUGCUCCGGGCUCCUGUGUGCCUGCUGUCUCGCUCCCGGACUCGGCAUUCAGCUUCCUGGCCUUUCCCGCCCUGUCAGGGCCUGGGAGGGCAAGUGGUUGGACAAAACCUUGUGAGAAUUCAGUUUGGCUCCCACAGGGCCUCAGCCAGGGCUGGGGAGCAGCCCCGGAGGCAGGCAGAGGGAGAGGGCCCGCCUCUGGUGUCCCCUGGCCGUCUUCACAGAGUGCGAGGGCCCUUCCAGAUGGCUGAGUGUUGAGGCCCAGUUUACAGAUAGAUGGGGAAACACAGGCCAAGCAAAGGCAGGGGGCUCACACCAGGUCCCCGAGGAGGCCUGUAGAGGCAGGAGCAGAGGCAGGACUUGGCCCGGGGUUUCUGGACUCCUAGGCUUGGACUAUUCCUCAGCAUCCUGCUGAACUCUUCCCUCUAGUAGGGAGUUAGCCUCACAUACUGGGCUGACCCUUCCUGGAGACUGGCUGAGGACUGGUUGCCAUAGAGAUGGUGGAGAGGACAGUUCCAAGGCUGGCAGAUGGGGGUGGGGGGUGGGGCAGGACACCAAUAUGCUAAACACCCACCAACAGUUGGUCAGGACCAGGAGAGCAGGGCAGGACUCCAGGCUCCAGGCUCCAGGGAUGGGCACAGGGCUGCUGGAGCUUCUGUCAGGCAUCGACCAGGCUGAGCAGGGGAGGCUUGGGAGUGGUAAUAGUGUGAUUCGGAGUCAGCGGCAGAGAGCUCAGAGCGGAGGGCAGACGGCAAAGAAGAACCGGAGGCCCGGGAGCUGGAACAAGAAAGGGCAUGGCUCUGCUGAGGCUGAGGAUGUUGUUCUCUCUUCUCCUCGGAAACCCUCCUUCCCUUUCCAAUGGGCCUGGGAGAGCUACACCACAGAUGGCCAGGCUCCACUUCGGCCUGGCUCCCUCUCCGCCCCAGCGGCCCCCCAGCACAAGUUCAGCCGUAAGUGCACUGACAGCUGUCUAGAGGCCCAUGACUUAAGCUGGAAGAUGAAGGUGCAACACCUGGAGAGGAGACAGCAGCUCGAGGCCUGGGACGUCUCCAUCCCUUCUGGCCAAGGGGAGGGCCGAGAGCUGGAGCUGCCCAGUGAGUGUGGCCUCCAGACACCCUGCAAGAAGUCAGGAUCAGGAUCGGAGUCUGAGGAGGCUGCUGAGGAGGCUGCUGAGGAGGCUGAGAGGGGUCUGAGCUCUGGGGAACUGCCCCAGUCUCCCAGGAGGAGGUUGAUUUUGGAGGAAGAAUGGUUUGCAGAGGAGGCUGAGGAGGAGGAGGAGAAGGGGCACAAGGCCCCCCGCAGACGGAGGGCGGGUUCUCGGAGAAAGGGGUGGAAUUCCUGUGCAGAGGCCUCCGAGGAGAGUGAACUGCAGGGCCAAGGGAGCCAUCCCAGUUCCAAUGACCCCCAAGGACCACAGAGGAGGAAGGCAAGGGCCACGGAGCUGGAAGGGAUGUGGGACCUGGAGAAGAUGAAGAAGCAGAUAGAGCAAAACUUGGACCGUGGCCUCAAAAAGCAUCCCUGGAAGGCUUGGCGGAUUGCUAUCCAAAACUGCAACAGGAGCGGGAAGGCCCAGGCCUUGGGAGAAGAUGAGACACCGUUUGCCAACUUCCCCACCCGUACCGUCCACAAACGGCAGGAGGCCACCAGAAGCAUGCUGCAGGCCUGGGAGCGGCGGCAGCAGGAGGAGCAGCAGCAGGCUGAGCAGCGGAAGACCCGGGAGCAGCAGGUACAGCAGCAGGUGGCCCGCUGCCUGGCAACCUAUGCACCCAGGAGUCAAGGGCUGGGGGCUGCCCAACGCAAGCUGGAGGAGCUGAGGCGCCAGGAGCGGCAGCGCUUUGCCGAGUACCAGGCCGAGCUGCAGGGCAUCCAGCACAGGGUGCAGGCCCGGCCCUUCCUGUUUCAGCAGGCCAUGCAGACCAAUGCCCGGCUCACGGUGACCCGGCGCUUCUCCCAGGUGCUGUCGGCACUGGGGCUGGAUGAGGAACAGCUGCUGGCUGAGGCUAGGAAGGGGGAUGCCAAGGGCACUUCCCGGAGACCCAGGAGCCAACGACCAAUAGGGGAGAGAAUGGAGCACUCUUCUCAGAGCCCCCCCGAGACAGGAACCACUGGCAGCCAGCCUCAGAGGCACUUGACCCAAGCCUGGACUGGGGAUCCAGUCCCUUAGAUAAAAAUUAAAGGCUUUAUGGAAAAUA